Messenger RNA from Momordica charantia (bitter melon), 1339 nucleotides. RefSeq names its product GDSL esterase/lipase EXL3. The record is from RefSeq and is a predicted model, not a curated record. Gene Ontology annotation, molecular function: hydrolase activity, acting on ester bonds. Gene Ontology annotation, cellular component: extracellular region. NCBI's taxonomy places the organism in Eukaryota, Viridiplantae, Streptophyta, Magnoliopsida, Cucurbitales, Cucurbitaceae.
CUUUUUUUUAAAAAAAGUAUAUAAAUCCUGUUAAUUUAUUUUGAACAGAAUUAUGCUCCGCCGGAAACUCCAGAAGAAGUUUCCCGAUUACUUGGAGAUUUUAUGUAUUAUUUUUUUGGGUUUUUGCCUGAAGGGCUCCGCCGCUGAUUCUCUCCUACCGGCAAAUGAAAAGAUUCCGGCGCUCAUCGUGUUCGGAGAUUCAAUCAUGGAUCCAGGAAAUAAUAACUACAUCAAAACGUUGGUUAAAUGCGAUUUUCCACCUUAUGGACGGGACUUCAACGGCGGAUCGCCGACCGGCAGGUUUAGCAACGGCAAAAUUCCUUCCGAUUUUAUAGCGGAAGAGUUGGGUGUGAAGGAGCUGUUGCCGGCGUAUCUUGAUCCGAGUUUGACGACGGAGGAGCUUCUCACCGGCGUUAGUUUUGCGUCCGGAGCUUCGGGAUAUGACCCUCUCACGGCAAAGAUAACGUCGGUCUUGUCGCUAAACGAUCAACUGGAGAUGUUCAAAGAAUACAUAAAGAAGAUAAAAUCCGCCGUCGGAGAAGAAAGAGCGGCCCCCAUCCUGUCCAAAAGCGUAAUCAUAGUAUGCUCCGGCAGCGACGACAUCGCCAACACCUACUUCAUCACUCCGUUCCGGCGACUCCAUUACGACGUCGCGGCGUACACCGAUCUGAUGCUCGGAUCGGCUUCCGGUUUCUUGCAGCAGCUAUACGCGCUCGGAGGAAGACGGAUCGGAGUCCUCAGUUUGCCGGCGAUCGGUUGCGUUCCGUCACAGAGAACCCUAGGCGGCGGCGUUGCUCGAGGCUGCUCUGAGGCCGCCAACAAAGCGGCACUGGUUUUCAAUUCGAAGCUAUCUUCGUUGAUAACGUCGAUGGGAAAUAAGUAUUCAGAUGCUAAAUUUGUUUAUCUCGACAUCUACAAUCCGUUACUUGCGCUCAUUCAAAAACCUGACCAAUAUGGUUUUGAGGAAGUGGAAAAAGGGUGCUGUGGCACAGGAAAUAUAGAGGUCAGCAUUCUGUGUAACCCUUUGACAAAAUUAAACAGCUGCCCCGACGCCGAUAAUUACAUCUUCUGGGAUAGUUACCACCCUUCCCAAAAGACCUACAAAAUUCUCACCACUCACAUUUUAAACACUGUUCGCUAAUUAUUUUGACCCAUAAAUUAUUCAAUAAUAUAUACUUCUAUUUUGAUAUCGAUCUGUCACAUGAUUAAUUUUUUUAAAUUUAUCUUGUAUAAUUUUUAAAUUUUCUCCUUGUAUUAGUGUAUCUACUGUAAACUUUACUUUUGACAUUUUCUCCAAUUCUGAUGGUAAAGAAAUAAAAAGGAAAUUAUUGUUACCACA